Molecule: messenger RNA, 1409 nt
Organism: Anneissia japonica
Lineage: Eukaryota; Metazoa; Echinodermata; Crinoidea; Comatulida; Comatulidae
Product: metalloendopeptidase OMA1, mitochondrial-like
Exons: 7
Coding region: 1-840 (279 amino acids)
Biological process (GO): protein quality control for misfolded or incompletely synthesized proteins; mitochondrial protein processing
Cellular component (GO): mitochondrial inner membrane
Molecular function (GO): metalloendopeptidase activity
Source: RefSeq, a predicted model, not a curated record
AUGUGUGCAAUAUUUUUCGACUAUUUGGCUGGUAAAGGAACACCUCAGGAUCAAUGUAGACAGUAUGAGCACCGGUUUAUUGAUUCGCAUGAAUUAUUUCAUCUCGUUGACAAAGUUGCUUCGCAGUUGAUCAAGUGCAAUCAACACCUACCUGAGAUUAAGAAUAGGACAUGGGUGGUACAUAUUGUGGAUGACCCCAAACAGAAAAACGCAUUUGUCCUACCGAAUGGUCAUAUCUUUGUAUUUACUGGUAUGCUCUUAGCUGUUAUGAAUGAGCAUCAAUUAGGCAUUGUUCUGGCCCAUGAAAUUGCUCAUGUGGUUCUAAACCAUGGGGCAGAACAAGCAAGUUUCUUGGAAUUCUUUGAUUGGCUAAUGAUUGUUGUAUUGGCAGGCUUCUGGGCAUUUUUACCCAAUGAUGGAAUAGCUAUUAUAGCAACUUGGUUUAAAAACAGAGUGGCUGAAUUGCUUAUCCAAAUGCCGUAUAGUCGAAGCCUGGAGGUGGAGGCUGAUGUAGUGGGCCUAGAACUUGCUGCAAAUAGUUGUUUUGAUGUCCGGGAAAGUCAGGUAUUCUGGGAGCUAAUGGCGGAUGCUAGUCAAAGGAACGAUGAAGUACAAAUGGAGUGGUUAAGUACACAUCCCACACAUGAACACAGAGCAAAACAUUUAGAAGAACUCAUCCCAAAGGCAAUAAAGAUGAGAGAGUUUUGUAAAUGUCCUGCUCUCCCCAAACAAGAUCCACGUUUACUACUGAAAAGUCUUAAAGCUCAGCAGGAUGAAAUAAGCAAAGAACCAAGAACAGUGGUUGUACCAGGUGUUGUCAUAAAUGCUUCAAAUGACUAAAUUCUUAGUGAUACAGUAACUCAAUUUGAACGGCCUUAAAAGGAUUUCUCACCGAUGUUUGUUGUGAACUAGCUGAAGAUUUCUUGAUCUCUACUCUUUCAGUGAACUUGCAGAUUUGAAAAUCUCUGUGAAUGCAAAUUGCGAUAAAUAUGUACUGUGAUGGUUUUUGAUUAAGUGUUGAUAAAAACAAAUUUAAAUUUUUUGAUCAAUUUUACAAUAUGAAUUUCUGUAACUUAAUUUGAAAUUGCUGUCUUCCUUACAAGUGCAAUUGAAUAUAUAGCAAAAAUAUUUUGUAAUAAAUACAUUUAACCUUAAAAUCAAACAGUAAAGUAAUUUCUUAAAUCAUUGAAAUUAUUAGAGAAUUACAGUACUACUUAACUGACUUUAAGUAUACGCAGGUAUUUGGUCAAUGUUCUAGGUCUUGAUAUAAACAGUGUUUACUGCUAUGGCCUUUGUUGUAGAAAGUUUUAAAUGUCAAAGGUCAAGCUGGUAAACCAAGAUAUUGUCAAACAGGUGAAUAUGAAGUCUAAUUAAAUUAAGUCAAUAUGAAAAAAUAAUUUGGAUUCCAG